Messenger RNA from Elephantulus edwardii (Cape elephant shrew), 2574 nucleotides. RefSeq names its product toll-like receptor 5-like. The record is from RefSeq and is a predicted model, not a curated record. Bases 7 to 2574 code for a protein of 855 amino acids. Gene Ontology annotation, cellular component: membrane. Gene Ontology annotation, biological process: immune response; inflammatory response; toll-like receptor signaling pathway. Gene Ontology annotation, molecular function: protein binding; transmembrane signaling receptor activity. The transcript has a single exon. Lineage: Eukaryota; Metazoa; Chordata; Mammalia; Macroscelidea; Macroscelididae.
AGGCUCAUGACAGACUACCUUGAAUUUCUCUUAGGAGCAAUGUUCAUGGUCAGUCCUGCAUUUGGAAUUUCUCCCUGCUCUACUGAUCAUCAGAUAGCCUUAUACAGGUUCUGCAACCUCACUCAGAUUCCCCACGUCUUCAGCACCACUGAGCGCCUCCUACUGAGCUACAACUACAUUGGGACAGUCACUUCCCUAUCAUUCCCUUUCCUGGAGCAGUUGAAGCUGCUAGAACUUGGGACCCAGUUUACACCUCUAACUAUUGACAAAGAGGCCUUCAGAAACCUGCCCAAUCUUCGCAUUCUGGAUCUGGGCCAGAAUAAGAUAGCCUUCUUGCAUCCUGAUGCUUUUCAGGCACUACCCCAUCUGCUUGAACUUAGAUUGUUUUCCUGUGGUUUCUCAGGUGCUAUACUAAGAGGUGGCUAUUUCAGAAAUUUGAAAUCCUUAACUCGCCUGGAUCUAUCAAAAAAUCAAAUUGAAACCCUUCAUUUGCAUCCUUCAUUCCAAGAAUUGAAUUCCUUAACAUCCAUAGACUUUUCCCUCAACUAUGUAGCCUCUGUAUGUGAGAGUGAGCUGAAGCCUCUGCAAGGGAAAACGUUCUCCUCCUUUAGUCUUGCAUCUAAUCACCUGUACCUUAGUAUCUCCAUGGACUGGGGAAAGUGCAUGAACCCAUUCAGAAACAUGUCUCUGGAAACCCUGGAUGUUUCUGGUAAUGGCUGGGAUGUGGCUAUCACAAGAAACUUUAGUAGUGCCAUCAGUGGGAGCCAGAUUGUCUCUUUGGUUCUUGCCUACCACACUAUGGGUUCUGGAUUUGGCUUCCAGAACAUCAGAGACCCUGACCAGACCACAUUUGUUGGCUUGGGGAAGAGUUCACUGAUUCAACUGGACCUUUCACAUGGGUUUAUCUUCUCUUUAAAAGUCCAGCUCUUUGAGACCCUCAAGGAAUUGAAAGCCCUGAACCUUGCCUACAACAAAAUUAACAGGAUUGUAGAGGGAGCUUUUUAUGGACUUGACAACCUCCAAGUUCUCAAUCUGUCAUAUAACCUCCUGGGAGAGCUUUAUAAUUUUAAUUUCAAGGGAUUGUCAAAGGUAGCCUACAUUGAUCUACAGAGGAACCACAUUGGGAUAAUUCAGGAUCAAACAUUCCAAUUCCUGAAAAAUUUAAAUACCUUGGAUCUCCAGGACAAUGCUCUUAAAACCAUCCAUUUUCUUCCAAGCUUGUCUGCUCUCUUCUUGGGUGGCAAUAAAUUAGUGACUUUAUCAAACAUCAGGCUAAGGGCUAACUUCAUCCAGUUAUCAGAGAACAGACUAAAAAACAUGGACGAUCUCUACUUACUUCUCCAAGUGCCUCACCUUCAAACUCUGAUUUUAAAUCAAAAUCUCAUUUCCUUGUGUAAUCAAACCCGUGCCCCUUUAGAGAACUCCAGCUUAAAGAAACUUUUCCUUGGAGAAAAUAUGUUGCAACUUGCCUGGGAAACUGGGUCCUGUUGGGAUGUUUUUAAGGGGCUGUCUCACCUCCAAGUCCUGUAUUUGCACAGUAACUACCUUAGUUUUCUGCCUCCCGGGGUCUUUAGCCACCUGACUGCAUUGAGGGGACUCGAUCUCAGCAACAACAGACUGACAAGUCUUUCUCCUAAUGAUUUACCCACUAACUUAGAGAUCCUGGAUGUAUCCAGGAACCAGCUCCUGUCUCCUAAUCCCAGUCUGUUUGCAUCACUUAGGAUGGUGGACAUAAGGCAUAAUAAUUUCAUCUGUGAAUGUGAACUUAACACUUUUCUCCAUUGGCUCAAUCAGACAAAUGUCACCAUAUUUGGGUCUCCUGAAGAGUUAUACUGUGUGUUCCCUGAGUCUCUCACUGGAGUCCCCCUGCAUUCUCUUUCUGUCAAAGGGUGUGAUGAAGAGGAAACCAUGCAGUCCAUACGGUUUGCUUUUUUUGUCUUCUUCACUGGAAUGUUGAUGUUAUUCCUCGUGAUUGUCCUCGUGGUCACCAAGUUGCGGGGAUCUUGUUUCCUCUGUUAUAAAAGUGCUCAGAGACUACUGCUGAGGGACCAUCCCAUGCACCCAGUACCUGAUCAAUAUAAAUAUGAUGCCUAUUUGUGCUUCAGUAGUAAAGACUUCAAAUGGGUGCAGAAUGCUUUGCUCAAGCACCUGGACACACAGUACAGUGACCAAAACAAAUUCAGUCUGUGCUUUGAAGAACGAGAUUUUGUCCCAGGGCAGGAUCACAUCGUCAACAUCCAGCAUGCUAUCUGGAACAGCCGGAAGGUUGUUUGUCUUGUGAGCAGACACUUCCUCCAAGAUGGUUGGUGUCUUGAAGCCUUUAGCUUCACCCAAAGCAGGUGCUUAUCUGACCUCGACAAUGUCCUCAUCAUGGUGGUGGUUGGAUCCCUUUCUCAGUACCAGCUGAUGAAACACCAGUCCAUCAGGGCAUUCGUACAGAAGCAGCAGUACUUGAGGUGGCCCGAGGACCCGCAAGACAUUUACUGGUUUCUUAACAAACUCUCCCAACAAAUACUCAAGAAAAAUAAGAGAGACAGUAACAUUCCUUUGCAAACUAUAAUGACCAUCUCCUAG